UAUCCAAAUCGGUUUAAGUCGUCUAUGAAACUGCUUAAAGCUCACAAGCUGCGUAGCUACCGGUGUAGCAUUGAUACUUUGCACGGUUUGCUUAUUCGUUCGUUUCAUAUUGUUUGUCACGUUGUGCGAUUGAGUGGAAAGAAAAGAAGUAGUUUUAAUUAUGGGAAAGUUUGCUACAGUGUUUUUGAUAGAGCUUCUCUUCAUUGUGGGGAUUGUCCUCGGAGAUCGUUUUCACGGAUACGAGUCUUACAAAAAGUUCUACAAUUAUCGCGUUAAUGGUGGGCGACUAAAACAUCCAACGACCGCUUCCUAUCAAGUGACGAAAGAAUCAUAUUAUGAUCCUAACGACAUGAAAGAAAAAGUAAAAUCGCGCUUUGAAGAAGGAUGGCAAGUAAGAAAUGGCGGUAACCAUACAGAGGUAACACGUUGUGAUUACACAAAACAAACUUUCUGCGAGGAUGUUCCGGAUUAUCCUCAAGAAUUUGUAAAUCAGAUGCUCGCCAAGAAUUCCAACUUAAUACAUUACGCGUACGAGGAUGUUAUUGCUCUGUCACCGCGAUUAGAUAACGAAGAGGAACCACUUUGCCUGUCUACGGAGCGAUUAAUUCGUCCAAAAACGGCUAUAAAUAUGAAAAAUCAAUGGAUGUACAUUGUCCAGGCAGGCGAAAAUUUUUUUCAAAGUAUACGCAUCGAAACUUGUAUAGAACAAGAUCGUAAGUGCAGAAUGAUCGACGAUUUUGCUGAAGGAUACGUCACGAUGUGCAAACAGAAGUAUAUUUAUCGCGAGCUGUCAGCCAUUUCUCAGGGUGGCGACAUCGUUCGCGAUUACUUCCGACUUCCUGCGAGCUGCUGUUGCCAUGUUCAUUUCCAAGCCAUUGAAGAAAAAGCGAGAAUAAGAUCGUUUUUAUAAGAUCUUCAGCCUUUACUUAUAUGAAAAAUGUAUAAGAAUAUAUUUAAGAAAAUAUUUAAGCACAUUUAAAUUUCUA
Trachymyrmex cornetzi is the source of this 986-nucleotide messenger RNA. RefSeq lists its product as uncharacterized. Gene Ontology annotation, biological process: innate immune response; central nervous system formation. Gene Ontology annotation, molecular function: growth factor activity; Toll binding. NCBI's taxonomy places the organism in Eukaryota, Metazoa, Arthropoda, Insecta, Hymenoptera, Formicidae. The record is from RefSeq and is a predicted model, not a curated record. Gene Ontology annotation, cellular component: extracellular region. Bases 161 to 910 code for a protein of 249 amino acids. The transcript is spliced from 6 exons.